Molecule: messenger RNA, 2994 nt
Organism: Etheostoma spectabile (orangethroat darter)
Lineage: Eukaryota; Metazoa; Chordata; Actinopteri; Perciformes; Percidae
Exons: 2
Coding region: 300-2954 (884 amino acids)
Source: RefSeq, a predicted model, not a curated record
AUUUUUAACAAGCUGAGAGAACUUAUUGCCUAUUACAACAAAGUAAGAAGAGUAACCACAACUACAACUUGAAAAAAGCGCGAAAGCUCAUAAAAAACUUAUAAGAAUCCAUUCAGUUCACUUCAGAAAAUAGGUCAAGGUGGGCAUUUCAACCAACACGCAUGCGCCUGCAGUGACGUCACGCGCAGCAUUGAACUCUCAAAAUCUGAGCUGACCGCCAUCUUUUUUCCUCGGAGCCGAGCCGUCCAAGGUUACAACACUUCAGUGUAGGCUGUGCUGUUUGUGGCAACUGCCCCUCAAUGAGGUGGUCCUGCAAGUGUUGCAAUUUCUCCUCGCCGAACCAACGCACACUAAUUGUCCAUUAUAAGCUGAAGCACUGUCAUCAGGCAAGAAACUGUCCUCUUCCCUGUGUCUAUGCAGACUGUGUGUGCUCCUUCAGGACAGAAUCAUCUCUGAAAAAACAUUUAACAAGAGACCAUAGUCAAGCCCGUUCAAAGCAGGUGACUGCAAGGUUAAAUUGUGAACUGUGCAAUUUUUCAGAGACUUGUAGUGAUUCACAGUAUUUUGCACAUUUGAAAAUACACAUACACAAUAAGGAAACUGUUAAAUGUCCGUAUAAAGAAUGUAGGUUUCAGUCAAGUGUGUACAGUACUUUUCGUGCACAUAAGAGUAAGAAACAUCACCUCUGUACUGUUGACAAUUUUCGAGAAAACCUGUAUCAAACCUUCAUUCAGGGCACUUUAAACUCUGAAAGUACAAACUUUGAGACACACUCAGACGAUCUAGACUUAACAGAUUAUUUCAUAGAGGAUCUAGACCUGCAUGAUUUACUUCAACACAAAGUUGCAUCUCUCUUACUGCGUAUGCAAACACAUUUGCAUGUGUCUAAAACAACAACUCAGGAAAUAAUAGAUGAGCUUUGUAGUAUUAGCUCAGUUGUAGAAGAGUACACACCAAAAAUAAUUGAAAGUGUACUGAUCAACCAUAAUUGUGCAGUGAACAGUGCAGUCACUGCUGCUAUAACAGAGAUAGUUAAAAAAGUUAACCCCCUAAGUUUCCUGUCAAAAGACGGGCCUUUUGGUUCUGAAUACAAAAGAGAAACUUUUUACAAGAAAAAUUUUAAAGUGAUUGAGCCGAUUGAAUAUGUUUUAGAUACAUCUUCAAGACGGAAAUUUGUUUAUAUUCCGGUUUUGAAAGUCCUGACAGAGCUGUUAAAUCGCAGUGAUGUGAUAGAUAAAGUCUUGGAGACAGGACAUAUUGAAAGAGUUGAACACUUGUCUCAGUACAAAACAUACAGAGACGGUCUAUAUUACAAAGACAAUAUUUUGCUAUCGUCAAAAGAUCUUAGCAUUGCCCUAGGACUGUACAUAGACGACUUUGAAGUGUGCAACCCACUAGGAACAUCAAAAAAAAAACACAAGAUCUGUGCAGUUUAUUGGGUCAUUUCAAAUUUACCUAUACGAUAUAGAUCAUCUGUACAGUCAAUCUACCUUGCAUGUCUGUGUCAUAGCAAUGAUGUGAAGAAAUAUGGGUAUGGAGCCAUUCUUGAACCACUGAUAAAAGACCUUGAAGUACUUGAGCAGCAAGGAUUGUAUGUUCAGAAAUUGGGAACAACUGUUAGAGGUACUGUGCUGUAUGUGUCUGCAGACAACUUGGGGGCCCAUUCACUUGCUGGGUUUCAUGAGAAUUUUAAUGUCGACAAAUUUUGCCGGUUUUGUUUAGCUAGUCGGCAAGAUAUUGACAUUCACGAGGUAAAGGAGAGAGUAUUUCCACUCCGGACAGUAGAAUCUCACAAACAGGACCUUCUGGAAUUAAAAAGACAUCAGUUUGUUUCUGUGAAUGGAGUAAAGAGUGACUGUGUUCUCGAUAGACUUUCUCAUUUCCACACAGUCCAGGGCUUCCCCCCAGAUUUUAUGCACGACCUUUUUGAAGGAAUAGUGCCACGGGAAUUAAGUCUAUGCAUAAAGUCUCUGAUAUCCAAACGCUACUUUACAAUAGAUGAGCUGAAUUCCAUAAUUGAAUCCUUCCCUUUCAAGUUUACAGAUAAAACCAACAGACCUAAUCCAAUUUCAAAGUCUUUUGCAUCAAAAAAAUCUAUUGGUGGGAAUUGCCACGAAAACUGGACACUAUUGAGACUUCUGCCUCUAAUGAUCGGUCACAUUAUACCAGAAGAUGACAAAGUUUGGGGGAUUCUAUUAGAUCUGAAAGAAAUAGUAGAGCUUCUAGCUAGUGGACAUUUUUCAGAAGAGACAUUGGCAUACUUGGAGUGUAAAAUCUCCGAUCACAGGUGCCUAUUAAAAGAGGUGUUUCCUGAUUUCCACCUCCUGCCCAAGCACCACUUCUUAGAACAUUAUCCUGAACUGAUUCGGAGAUUUGGUCCCCUAGUUGAUUUCUGGACUAUUAGAUUUGAAGCUAAGCACAACUUUUUUAAAAGGUUGGUGCAUGAUUCUCACAAUUUCAGAAACAUAUUGCUCACUCUAUCAACAAAACACCAGCUUACUUUAGCUUACCAUCUAGAUUUGCCAAGUCUUUUCAGACCUGAUCUGGAAGUUGGACAUACUGCAGUUGUUUCACCUGAUGCACUUGAGCACUCCAUGAGGCGGGCUGUAGAGCUAAAAUUUGGAAACAUAAGUCUAUUGUCUCUUGCAACCAAUGCCUGCCUGUAUGGCACAAAGUAUUCAGAGGGUAUGUUUCUGUCCGUGGGGCACACCAGUGGCCUGCCUGACUUUGGGAAGCUGGUUAAAAUUGUAGUUGUGUCCAGCAAAGUGUCCUUCCUCAUAGAACCAUACCAUGCAUGGUACAUGGAGCACCUGCGCAGUUAUGAGUUGAUGAAAAAACAGUCUUCUGAACUGGUGAUUGUGGAAUUACACGAACUAAAUGGAUAUCAACCCUUGUAUCCAUACACAAAAGCAGGGAAACUGAUGGUGACAUCAAAAGUUUUUUUGCUUCAUUAAGGUAUAGUUGGGCUGUUAUUUUACUUUUUAAAUGGUGUGU